Molecule: messenger RNA, 921 nt
Organism: Durio zibethinus
Lineage: Eukaryota; Viridiplantae; Streptophyta; Magnoliopsida; Malvales; Malvaceae
Source: RefSeq, a predicted model, not a curated record
AUGAUUAGAGAUUGCUGCAAAUGGGAUGGAAUUGUCUGUGACAAUGUAACUGGCCAUGUUAUCAAGCUCCAACUUGGGAGUUCUCAGGGUGUGUUUGCAUCAAAUGCUGAAGCUGAAGCACGUGUAGGGUUGAAGUUGCGUGGUAAGUUGAAUCCUUCCAUGAUAGAUUUGAAGUAUUUAAGUAACUUGGAUCUUAGCAACAAUGAUUUCGGAGAAAUUCAAAUUCCCACUUGGUUUUGGAACUUGUCUUCCAAUCAGUACUACCUGAAUAUCUCUCGAAACCAAUUCCAAGGUAGCAUUCCUGAUUUACUCACAAUGUUUCAUCCUUCUGCUGUGAUUGACCUUAGCUCAAAUAACUUCAGAGGUCCACUACCUCGUCUUUCAUCCAAUGUGACUGCUAUAGAUCUUUCUAACAAUUCCAUGUCAGGAUCUACCUCUCAUUUCUUGUGCUACAAAAUCAAUGAGCCAAUGAAAUUGGAAGUUCUAAAUCUUGGCAAUAAUUUUUUAUCAGGAGAAAUACCUGACUGUUGGAAGAUGUUUCCAAGGUUGGUGGCCAUAAAAUUAUGUGACAACAAUUUCAGUGGUAAGAUUCCAAGUUCCAUGGGAACUUUCACUUUUCUUCAAUCAUUACACAUACGCAACAACAUUCUAGUUGGUGAAGUACCCUCCUUUCUAAAAAAAUGCAGUGAAUUGCUUACUGUUGACUUUGCUGCUAAUCAACUCUCCGGAUAUAUACCACCAUGGAUGGGAGACAAGUUAUCAAAAUUAAUCAUCUUCAGCCUUCGGACAAACAAGUUUAAUGGUACUAUACCUAAAUUGUGCCCUAUCAUCUCUUCAAAUCCUGGACCUUUCCCUCAACAAAUUAUCAGGAAAUAUUCCGAGCUAUAUCAACAAUCUCAAUUGCAUGGCCUUGAGAAAUAA